Molecule: messenger RNA, 1086 nt
Organism: Lodderomyces margitis
Lineage: Eukaryota; Fungi; Ascomycota; Pichiomycetes; Serinales; Debaryomycetaceae
Gene: PCL2
Product: cyclin
Exons: 1
Coding region: 1-1086 (361 amino acids)
Biological process (GO): regulation of cyclin-dependent protein serine/threonine kinase activity
Cellular component (GO): cyclin-dependent protein kinase holoenzyme complex; nucleus
Molecular function (GO): protein kinase binding; cyclin-dependent protein serine/threonine kinase regulator activity
Source: RefSeq, a predicted model, not a curated record
AUGUCUGAUAGAGAAGCAUUGAAGAUAUUUUCAAGACAACCAGUCAACUUGGAUAUGAUUAAUUUCCUUGUAUCAACCACAAAUUCAAUAAUACAAGUUAAACCACAACAGCAACUCCCAUCACCUGCAUCAUCGACGCUGCUGUUGCUGAUGAAUGGUACAUCAGAAAUUGUAUCCAUCAACCCACCAAUCACUUUAACUCAAUUUAUCAAGAAUUUAAUCAAAUACUCCAAUGUUCAAACUCCGACCCUUAUGGCUACUUUGGUGUAUUUGAACAAAUUGCGCAACUAUUUGCCAGCUAAUGCCGUAGGUAUGGAAACCACCAGACACCGUAUCUUUUUAUCCGCAUUGAUUGUUGCUGCAAAAUCACUAAAUGACAGUUCACCAUUGAAUAAACACUGGACCAAAUAUACUGAUGGAUUAAUGUCUUUACAAGAUGUUAAUUUAGCUGAACGUGAAUUAAUUUCAAUAUUGAAUUGGAAUAUCACCAUUACUCAAGAAGAAUUGAUUUAUACUUUACAACCAUUCUUGAUUGGUAUCAAAUCAUGUUUGUUACAACAACAAGAAUUGGAAUCAGUUCAAAGAAUCAAGUAUUACCGCUUGACGCAGAAGAAGUCCACCAAUUCAAUAUUAUCGUUGGGUUCAAGAAGCUCAACUCCAACUGUGGAAUCACCUCCAGUUUCUUCAACUUCACUUUCAUCUUCAUUAUACUCAUCAUCUUCAUCUUCUUCUUCAAAUUACUCAUUGCAUAAUGGUGUAUCUGCUUCAUCAUCAAUCGCAUCAAACUUGUCUCAAUAUGAAGAUGUUUCACCACCUCAAUACACUUACAAGUCAAAUCAACAACAUCAACAGCAUCAUAAUCAUCAUCACAAGCUUCCAUUAUCUUCAACAUCCGAUAAUAACUUGAAUACCCUAAAACAACCAUCAGCCCAAAGUCAUAAUCAAAUGAUGCCGCUGCAAAUUCCAAUCUCCAAAUCAUCCAAGUUUGGUGGCCAAAAGGAUAAAAAUCAGUACUUGGCUCCAAUUAUUAAAAAGAAGAGAUCCAUGAUGAGCUUAUUGACUUCUUCAGGUAAAGUUGUCGCAUAA